GUGUGUGCAGAUGUUCCUGCAGUGAUGGCUCAGCAGGUGAAGGUAGCAGCAGCCGCAGAGCUCUACUCUGACAUGGAGACUGUCAGCUCCACUGCAGAUAUAGGAGAGUCGCUGAGGAAGGGCUCUUUGUGUGAGACCUCCAUGGGGGUCGGCUUGGGCAGGCGGAGCCGGGCCUACCCCUCCCCGGCCCGGAGACGACACCGCACCACCUUCAGCCACAAGCAGCUGGAACAUCUGGAGGUGGCCUUUGGACAAAACCAGUAUCCUGACAUCUACUACAGAGAGGAGCUGGCUCGUGUUACCAAGCUCAACGAGGCUCGCAUACAGGUUUGGUUUCAGAACAGAAGAGCCAAGCAGAGGAAGCAGGAGCGAGCCUCCCACAAGGUUCUCCCUGUGGGUAGGAUGUCGGGCCACAGGGCGCUGCUGGGGGGGAUGCAGGUCCAGCCCCCCACCAUGGCCCGGCAGUACUACACCCAGUCCCUGGCUCACAUCCCCCGCCUCCCCCCUAUGCUGCCCUCCGGGGCGUACCCCUGCCACCCGGGCCAAUGUCCCUGCCCCAUUGUCCCAUCACAGCCAGCCCCCCCGCGGCAGCAUGAGGACUGGUACAGCCCGCUGAGGGGCAACCUCCCCUCCCCCAUGUUCACCCUGGCCUCCAUGCAGCCUCUGGACCCCGCCUCACACUGGAGCUGAGAAGUAACAUACCUAUAAAGCCAAAUAUUACAUUAAAAUAACUUUUAGACAAUUCAGUGAUCGUCAUAAUUUAACGGGAAACUCAUUUCAUUUUCACAUCAUAUCAAAAGUCGGAAGUUUCAAAUAGCCUUAAAUGUGUAGAAUAGUAUCAAAAUCUGAACCUGAAGUGGUAAAAUGCUAACUCAUUUCUGGCUUUGGGACUCAUUCCUGCACCAUUCUAUUUCUUUCACAAUAUGUUCAGCCAUUACAUGUUCAUCCUUACCAUGUUUUAAGUUAUGUAUAGCACAUAAUGUGAAACUUGAUUUUUUAAAAACCCUUUUUAGUCAAUCUGACAAUAAAGGUAAUUUUUCUCGAGUGCCUUUUAAACGUGAUUUCAUGAAUGCAACGUGGUAGGAAUUCCUUUACCAUAAUCUAAUUUAAAAAAAACACAUGUGAAAUUCUUUAGAUGAUACUUUUUAAUAUCUCA
Gymnodraco acuticeps is the source of this 1156-nucleotide messenger RNA. It is a transcript of the gene prop1, whose product is annotated as PROP paired-like homeobox 1. The coding region runs from base 25 to 690 and encodes 221 amino acids. Gene Ontology annotation, molecular function: DNA-binding transcription factor activity, RNA polymerase II-specific; DNA binding. Gene Ontology annotation, biological process: regulation of DNA-templated transcription; pituitary gland development. The transcript is spliced from 3 exons. The record is from RefSeq and is a predicted model, not a curated record. Lineage: Eukaryota; Metazoa; Chordata; Actinopteri; Perciformes; Bathydraconidae.